AUGAGUCACAUCGUAGCUGGUAGCACAGUACGCAGGACCUAUUUUAUCAUUGGCCUGACGUGGGGAGUUGGCUUAAUACCUGCACUAACAGAUGUUAUCAUUAUCCUUGCCACACAGCAUAUAAGCUUCUUUUCAACAGUAAUCUUUUGUUUUCCUCUCAGUGUAUACUACACCCGACACCAUGAAGAGAAAGUGAAGGUGGUCCAAGGCCUGUAUAUGUCCUUUGUGUGGCUGACACUGAUCUAUACGUAUGUUAGGAUAUUUCUAACGGCCAAAGCAGCCAAAGGAGACGCUGCCUCAGCCAAAAAGGCACUUAACACCAUUUUAUUACACGGAGUACAGCUGCUUCUGUGUAUGAUGUCCUACAUCACUCCUUUAAUUGAUCUCGUUUUGAUCACAUAUUUCCCCAUCCAUCGCUCAAAAAUAACCUUCCUGGGCUACCUGAUCACCAACAUUAUCCCAAGGUUGCUCAGUCCUCUGAUUUAUAGUAUUAGAGAUCAGAAAUUUGCCAAACACAUGUCACAGUACUACUCCUGUAAAAUUAUCAUUUACAAAAGCAAACAGAAGAGGAGGAACCUCCAACGUUUUAGCAAGAAGGUAUGUUCAUUUAAGAAUUAA
Molecule: messenger RNA, 618 nt
Organism: Sardina pilchardus (European sardine)
Lineage: Eukaryota; Metazoa; Chordata; Actinopteri; Clupeiformes; Clupeidae
Product: odorant receptor 131-2-like
Exons: 2
Coding region: 1-618 (205 amino acids)
Biological process (GO): detection of chemical stimulus involved in sensory perception of smell
Cellular component (GO): membrane
Molecular function (GO): odorant binding; olfactory receptor activity
Source: RefSeq, a predicted model, not a curated record